AUGGCGGUGGCCAGGAAGAUCAAAACUUUGCUGACGGUCAACAUCCUGGUGUUCGUGGGCAUCAUCCUCUUCUCCGUGUACUGCCGCCUGCAGGGCCGCUCCGAGGGGCUGGUGCAGAUCGUGCGCAGCGCCGACCGCCGCGUGCGCAGCCGGCUGGCCAAGGCGGGCGCGCCGGUGGACCGAGAGGCCAUCCUGCAGCGCCUGGCCCACCUGGAGGAGGUGGUCUACAACCAGCUGAAUGGCCUCGCCAAGCCCAUGGGUCUGGUGGAAGGCCCAGGGGGCCUGGGCCAAGGUGGCGUGGCGGCCACACUGCGGGACGACGGCCAGGAGACGGCCGGCACCUACGAGGACUACGGCUACAAUGCCCAGCUCAGCGACCGCAUCUCCCUGGACAGGACCAUCCCCGACUACAGGCCCAAAAAGUGCCGGCUGAUGACCUACGCGGACGACCUGCCGCAGAUCUCCGUGGUGUUCAUCUUUGUCAACGAGGCUCUGUCCGUCAUCCUGCGCUCUGUCCACAGCGUGGUCAACCACACGCCCUCCCAGGUCCUCAAGGAGGUCAUCCUGGUGGACGACAACAGUGAUAACGUGGAGCUCAAGUUCAACCUGGACCAGUAUGUCAACAAGAGGUACCCGGGUCUGGUGAAGAUCGUGCGGAACAGUCGGCGCGAAGGCUUGAUCCGGGCCCGGCUGCAGGGCUGGAAGGUGGCCACGGCCCCCGUCGUCGGCUUCUUCGAUGCCCACGUGGAGUUCAGCACCGGCUGGGCCGAGCCCGCCCUCACGCGGAUCCGGGAGGACCGCCGGCGCAUUGUGCUACCCGCCAUUGACAACAUCAAGUUCGACACGUUCGAGGUGCAGCAGUACGCCAGCGCGGCCCACGGCUACAACUGGGGGCUCUGGUGCAUGUACAUCGUCCCGCCCCAGGACUGGCUGGACCGCGGGGACGAGGCCGCGCCCAUCAGGACGCCUGCCAUGAUCGGCUGCUCCUUCGUGGUGGACCGGGAGUAUUUCGGGGACAUCGGCCUCCUGGACCCGGGCAUGGAGGUGUACGGUGGCGAGAACAUCGAGCUGGGCAUGAGGGUGUGGCAGUGUGGGGGCAGCAUGGAGGUGCUGCCCUGCUCCCGCGUGGCGCACAUCGAGCGCGCUAGGAAGCCCUACAACAACGACAUCGACUACUACGCCAAGCGCAACGCCCUCCGGGCGGCCGAGGUGUGGAUGGACGGCUUCAAAUCCCACGUGUACAUGGCCUGGAACAUCCCCAUGACCAACCCGGGCGUGGACUUCGGAGACGUGUCCGAGCGGCUGGCCCUGCGCCAGAGGCUGAAAUGCCGCAGCUUCCAGUGGUACCUAGAGAACGUGUACCCCGAGAUGAGGACCUACAACGACACCCUCACGUACGGAGAGGUGAGAAACAGCAAAGCCAGCGGCUACUGCUUGGACCAGGGAGCGGAGGACGAUGACCGCGCCAUCCUCUAUCCCUGCCACGGGAUGUCGUCCCAGCUGGUGCGGUACAGCGCCGAGGGCCUGCUGCAGCUGGGGCCCCUGGGCUCCACGGCCUUCCUGCCCGACUCCAAGUGCCUGGUGGAUGACGGGGCCCGCACGCCCGCCCUGAAGAAGUGUGAGGACGUGGCCCGGCCGGCACAGCGCCUGUGGGACUUCACCCAGAGCGGCCCCAUCGUGAGCCGGGACACGGGCCGCUGCCUGGAGGUGGAGAUGUUCAAAGACGCCAACUUCGGGCUGCGGCUGGUGAUGCAGCGCUGCUCCGGACAGAAGUGGGCCAUCAGAAACUGGGUCAAGCACGGACAGCACUGACCCC
This is a messenger RNA of Molossus molossus (Pallas's mastiff bat), 1816 nucleotides long. It is a transcript of the gene GALNT9, whose product is annotated as polypeptide N-acetylgalactosaminyltransferase 9. The record is from RefSeq and is a predicted model, not a curated record. The transcript has 11 exons. Gene Ontology annotation, cellular component: Golgi apparatus. The coding region runs from base 1 to 1812 and encodes 603 amino acids. NCBI's taxonomy places the organism in Eukaryota, Metazoa, Chordata, Mammalia, Chiroptera, Molossidae.